Messenger RNA from Lemur catta (Ring-tailed lemur), 784 nucleotides. RefSeq names its product adenylate kinase 4, mitochondrial-like. NCBI's taxonomy places the organism in Eukaryota, Metazoa, Chordata, Mammalia, Primates, Lemuridae. Gene Ontology annotation, cellular component: cytoplasm. Gene Ontology annotation, molecular function: AMP kinase activity; nucleoside diphosphate kinase activity; ATP binding. The transcript has a single exon. Bases 1 to 609 code for a protein of 202 amino acids. Gene Ontology annotation, biological process: nucleobase-containing compound metabolic process. The record is from RefSeq and is a predicted model, not a curated record.
AUGGCUUCCAAACUCUCAUGCACGGACAUCCUUGGGCCGCCUGGCUCGGGCAAGGGCACUGUGUGUCAGAGGAGCGCCCAGAACUUUGGCCUGCAGCAUCUCUACAGUGGUCACUCCUUGCAGGAGAAUAUUAAGGCCAACACCAAAGUUGGUGACAUGGCAAAGCAGUACAGAGAGAAAGGUCUUUUGGUUCCAGAUCACGUGAUCACACACCUAAUGCUGUCGAAGUUGGAGAAUAGGCACAGCCAGCACUGGCUACUAGAUGGUUUUCCUAGGACAUUAGGACAAGCUGAAGCCCUGGACAAAAUCUGUGACCUGGAUCUAGUGAUCAUUUUGAACAUUCCAUCUGAAACACUUAAAGAUCGUCUCGGCCGACGCUGGAUUCAUCCUUCUAGCAGAAGGGAGUAUAACCUGGACUUCAGUCCACCUCACGUACACGGGAUUGAUGACAUUGCUGGUGAGCCAUCAGUCCAGCAGGAGGAUGACAAACCCGAAGCAGCUGCUGCCAGGCUCAGACAGUACAGGGAUAUGGCAAAGCCAGUCACUGAAUUAUGCAAGAGCCAAGGAGCGUGCUACCAAUGUUCUGGGACGGAGACUAACAAAAUGUGACCCUAUGUUUACACGCUUUUCUCAAACAAGAUCACACCUAUUCAGUCCAAGAAGUGUCCUGACCCUGCUGAAUGGAAGAAUCAGGAGGAUGUGGUCAUUCAUUCAAUCGUGUAUGUAGUGAUGGUGCUGCGUCCAAGCUAGAAGCUAGCCGAGAUAGCUUGAAGCAUCUUUUCUA